Molecule: messenger RNA, 678 nt
Organism: Tetrahymena thermophila SB210
Lineage: Eukaryota; Ciliophora; Oligohymenophorea; Hymenostomatida; Tetrahymenidae
Product: cyclopropane-fatty-acyl-phospholipid synthase
Exons: 1
Source: RefSeq, a predicted model, not a curated record
AUGGGCUUAAUAGCAAAAUUCAAAGAAAUAUUGUAAAUAAUUCCAGUUUGGAUUUACAAUUUAUUCAUUAGCAGAGUUCUUACUGUAGUUACACAUUCAUAUUUAGCAGACUACUUGAAGAAAGAAGAACAAAAGAAAGAUGUUUCUCUUGAUAGCAUCCUUGAUAUAGGUAUUGGUACUGGAUUACCAUUAUACAAAAUAGCAUCUAAAUUCCCUUAAAAUGCUAAGAUUCUAGGUGUAGAUAUUGACGAAAAUUAUGUUAAGGCAGCUUAAAAGCUAUUCAAAGAUAAGAAAAACGUAGAAAUCAGAUUGCAAAACUUCUACGAACUUGAUGCUAAGAAAGAAGGAUAGUUUGAUAUUGUUUUAUUCAGCUUUUCAUUUAUGUUAAUGCCUGAAAGAGAAAAAGCAAUAGCAUUAGCAAAAUAAUUAGUGAAGAAAGACGGUAGAAUCAUUUUCUUGCUUACUCUUCAUCAAAAGAAAAACCCUCUCUUUGAAUAGAUGAAACCACUCAUUAAGUACUUAACCACAAUCGAUUUUGGCAACAUUACUUAUGAAAAUGAAUUCGAUGAUUUGUUAAAAAAUUGCAACAUGGAAGUUAAUAAAAAGGUGAGAGUUACUUCUACCUUCAACCCAUUCCUUAACUUAUUUAAAAUAUUUAUGGUUGACUGUAAGGCAUGA